GUCUCAGUCUCCGGCCAAGGAAUCCCAGGCAGCGUUUAAUUGCAGAGUGCAAAGGCUUUAGUUGGGCUAAUGAGCUCAGCACCGGAGCUGGGACUCCUCCGCGCACCCUCGGACAGACAGAAAAACCAUAUGGAGUCCUUCAGCGGAGGAACCUCACCAGACGGCUGGAUUUUAGGUGGAGAAGGAGGGAGAAGGAAUUCUUGAAUUCAGGUAUAGGUGACUAUGUUUGCGAGAAUUUACCAGAGGCAGGAGACGGAGUAAGAGGUGGAGUAAGAGAGGAGAGCGAGAGAGGAGGGGAGGAAACGGGAAACACACAGCCAGAGAGAGAGAGAGAGAGAGAGAGAGAGAGAGAGAGACUGUAAGCCUGCAGCAGCAAAUGAGACAGAACAACGAGGCGGGAGAGGUAGAAAGAGAGACAGAGAGAGAGAGAGAGAGAGAGAGAGGGAGGGAGGUGGAGAGGGGCCCCGUGUAGGAGAGAGGGCUAGAGGGUGAGGAAGAAGAAGAAGGAGUAGAGAAAAAGUUAGAAGAAGUAAGAGUACAAGAGGGUCCAGAGAAGGGAAAGUACGAGCAGCCGAGAUUAACAACUACAGGAGAGCAGAAGAAGGGAAACAACAGACAGGAAGGAAGGGGAGGGAGGCAGAGAAAAGUCUUGGGCAGCGAAGAGGGGGAAAAAAAAGAGCUGAAGAAAAAGUUUUUUUGUGGGAAGACGCAGAUGAGGAAAACAGAGGGAGUGAAUGACUGGGCUGGAGAGAGCAGGGACGGGAGGAAACCAGUUCUUUUCUGAGGCGUUUUCAACACAAGCCUGCGGACCUCUUUGGACAUGUACACAGAAACAACGGGACACCAUCGAUUCCUCCAGCAUGUCCACACCUCCAACCCUUGCUCCUGCCAGCACUGCGUCCACUAUGAGAAGCCGUACAACCACCACCCUGGACUUGGAUACCCACCAGGAAUACCCAGACAGACGGACCACCCAUCUCUGGACUGCAGGAGAGACAUCCAGGCUCCUCGGGUUAAAGACGUAGGAGGGAGAGCUUUCCUGGUGGACGGGUUUGAGAAAAGCGGUCAUCGCAGCCCACAGAGGAGGCCUGUGUUUGUAGGGCCGAGCCCUCACAGCCACUCAGGAGAGGACUUGAGCCAAGUUCGCCCCUGGGACCUGAACCCUGCCCAGUGGAGCUACCCGCCGCCAGAUCCCGGGGUGAGACACUACUCAUCUGUGAGGGAACAGUGUGGCUGUGUGGUGCGCCAUGACACUCGGACACACCCCUUCAACAGCGGGAUACCACAUCCUCUCCCUCAUCUUCAGGUCAAAGGUCAAGGGUACAGGCACAGGAGGACUAUCCGGUAUGUCUCAGUGGAUGAGGAGCAGGAAGCGUGUGGAUGCACCUCUGAGAACUAUCAUUUGGAGCCGCACAAUUACACUGUGGGUUGCUCCAGCAUGCCAAAUGGCCACUGUGGGCCAAGGUCUGUGUUCUUUGAGGGAGGGGAGGAAAGAGAUAGCCAUCAGGACCGGGGACGAGUGAAGGGAGGAUCAGAGGAGGGCUGUAAUGGAUGUCAAGGCUCCCACAAAGGGUUCUUCCCAACCGAGGUCCCGCAGAAACAGCUGAAGCCGAGCAGACAGAAGGGGCCCUGCUUCCCUCCCUCGGGGAUCACGAGCCAAGAGCCCUCGAAGUCCCCAAUCAACGAGGAGCACCAGCAGCAGCGGCACGGUUCGGAGGUGGUGAAGCAGAAGAGGAAGCAGGAUUUGGUGAGAGAACAGAUCAGACAAGUGGUGACGGAUCUGGAGGAUGUGUUGGGAGGGCUGAAGCAAGUUCACGUGGAGAUGAAAGAGGUAGGAGGGUCUGCGAUACCAAAGAUGUUUGUCCUCUCUGUUUACACCAGGUGUCUGAACAUGAAGGUGCAGGUCAGGAGCAGGUGUCUCUGCCUCUGCCUGUGACAUUUACAACAAUUAACUCGAAGCUCCAAAACAAACAAACAAACAGAGCAGAUCAUUCGCUCCUGUAUCUUUGCGACAUGAUCACAGCAGCAGCGGAUCAGUGUGUGUGUGUGUGUGUGUGAAUGCUGACGGUAUUGUUUGUGACUCACUCAUCAUCUUUCGACUGAAGCAGUGAUCGAGAGCGAGUUUGCUCUGACCUUUUGCAGAACGGUGGUGAAAAUUGGCAGCGUUCCGGUCAGCACAUUAAAAAGCCCGGCCUGAGACGGUUUCUGAAUUAUGCCUGGCUCUUACAGUAUCCAUUUUGCAUGCAGCUGUAAUAUAGCAACCGAUUCAUAGCUGAACGUGUCUAUGCAAAAGCUGAUGUCGAAGUAAAGCUUAAUUUAUGUCAACUUGGAAACACAAGGAAAUCCUGAUAAACCGGCUUUGAUUUUAGUGAUUGACAGACUUUUGGGUGAGUGCCUCUGUUUAGCUCACUUCAGAGAGAACCUGCUGCAACACUCAGACCCUUUACUGAAGUAGAUAUACAUAUGCCACAAAGUCCAAAUACAUCAUAACAGGUAGAGUACAUGCAUUUAAAUCCAAAAGAUAUGCAGGUGAAGUCGACUUAAUCAAAUUUAAUGAUAUUUCUAAUACUAUUCUCACGUCAUGCCUGCUAUAUGUUGUGUCUAAGCUGUAGUGUAGUCACCUGCCACUAGCUGUAGCUCCUGAUAAUGGCCACUGACAAAACGCCGUAAUGCUCAACUCCUCAGAUGAAAACAAGCAGAGGUGACAGUGCAGCAAAGUUUGGGAGAAUUUUGAUCAAGACAAUGAAGAUGAAGUUGUGUGUGGGCUGUUCCUGGUAGACCAGAACAAUGUGUACCAACACAGACUUAAGGAAGUCAACCUGCAAGGAGGACCAGAGGCUGAUGGUGUUAGUUUGUUAAUGGUAGCAACUCUUGGAAAACCGAUGUGCCUGUAAGUGAUUUUGUGUUUAGAGGUGGCAGAUCAUUUGUGUUUACUUUUCACUGUUUCGGGAGAUUUCUUACCUGGAGACUCAUCGGUAAGUCAUGAUUAAAAUUUAAGUUUGAGUGACUUGGAAAUAAUUCACUUCAAAACAUACCUAGUAAAUUAAGAAAAGUAUAAAAACAUUCAUUAAAAUGUGAGAAAGUAAUUAAUGACUUUGCAAGAUGUCACACCAAGCACGAGUAAAAUCAUCUACUCGCUUAAUUCGCGCGAAUCUGGACGCGUUAAUGAGAAGUAUUUACUCACUUCCUUUCCACGUCAACUGUAAUUUUAACGGUAAUCCCUGCCUAUUCAACAGGCGGGAUUGAGUGAUAGACAAAGAUUUUUUACAGUUUACCAGUUAAUCCGACCUCCUCACUCACUCACUCACCUCCAGUCGAGCUCCUUUUUACUCUGGUUUCGGUAAUUGAAAGAAAAGAUAUCGUAUAGUUCGGGGCACGAUCAGUUUGUCCUCCAGUUUAGAUACCAGUGAACAACCAUCUGUUUUCAUAUGACACUCAGCAACCUUCGUGCUGAUUGGUUAUCGCAAUGUGAAUAUCGGCUCAAGUUGAGACAUUUUCAGCUCCUGCCAAAUUCGCAUCAUUCGUGACGCCAGAGUGGUAGGAGCGUCUUAUCGCGUCUUUGCAUCGACAUAUAAUUCAUUCGCGCGAAUGAAUUCACUCGCGCUUAGUGUGUGGAGACAGUAAGAUAGUCUAACUUGUAGUUGUCAGCGUAAAGGUCACAAGAUAAGUCAGAGGUCGUGAGAGACUCAAAUGGAAAGAAAGGAAAGAAAUCAACAUACAGCUGCACAAGUUUUGAAUAGUUUGUUUUUUUAUAUUCUCUUUUUUUUGCCCUCAGACAUAAACCAGAGAAGGUUUAGGAGGUUAAGGUUAGGUUUAGGUUUAGGGUUAGGGUUAGGCUGAACUCACUGGUUCAAAUUUAAGUAAUGCGUAAUCCUUCAUGAGAUAUUCAAAUGUGUUUCUACCAAAGAUCACAGAGUUAAGAGUAAAUUUAAGGUGUGAUAUGUCCUUUUUAAGCUGUAGUGGAGUUAUCAGGGUGAAAACAACAUAUUUGGGUCAUUUCUUCGCGGUUUGGACAGGUAUUGAUUCUCUUUAUUAUUAUUCAGGUGGUCGAGCAGAUUGAUCGUCUCACAGCCAGUAUCGACCUCAACGAGGAGCCGCCCUUCAUCACUCAGGGGUCGUCUGCUAACUCUCAUGGCUCAGUUCAUCCAGGUGACCUCAAGGUGGCCCUGAUGCCUAAUCACAAACCUCCUCCUGUCCAAACGCCGCACCAUGUCGACGAAGACCGCAUCAUUUUAAGAACUAACUCCCCCUCCCCUGUUCACAUGGCGUCUGUCGUCAAAACCAGCUGCUUCACCCCGCCCAGCCAAACUAAAGACAUCGGCCACAAGGUGCCGGGUGCGAACGGCCACCUGCCUCACCUGUACCCUCCCAGAGACUCGAACCACAUCGGGCAAACUCAUCCUGACCCCCACCCGCACAGCUUGGACCCUAAAGUCAUCAUCAGCAACAGCACCUCCAAUUCACGAACUCAGAAGCCUCCUCUGUACCCUCAGAACGGGCGAUGUGGCAAAGGCCCGUACCCGCCUCCCAAACCUGUGAAGACCUCUUCCUACCCGGGGGGGAGGGGCCGCCAGAGUGCCAGCAUUGUGUGACGGAGGGAGGGGUGGUCUGCCCGGUGCCAUGGGGGCCUGAAACAUGAGACCCUUCUGCAGAGAGUGGAGGUCAGAGUGGGACCAGGCAGGGGAACAACUCAUGGUAAGUACAGAUACAGGAGGGCUUUCAUUUUCCCCCCUCUCUCUCUUUUCUUACAGUGUUGAUGUUUCCGUCAGCGCUCAUGACGUGCGCUCUGUUUACUGGCAGGGAAGUUCUCAAAGUCAGUAAAUGAAUUGCAGCGUUCCUCCCCGUGACAAAAACAAAAAAGGGUUCAUGUGUGCGUUUGAUGUAUGUGUGUCUGUCUGUGUGGGCGGAGGGGGCGUAAUGUGUCUGCUUUUGUUGAUGUCACAUGAUUUCCCAGCCUUCUCCACGCUGUAAAACGUGUCCGUCUUGGCAAGUGAAAUGAAAAACGGAGUGUUUGUUCAUGUCAGUGGAGUGACUGGUUAAAGUGUUCAUAAGUGACUUUUAACUUUGCUAAACACGGUUAGCCUUUGGUUAACACAUAUUUUAUCUUUAAAGAAGUUGAGUUGAAGUUAAAAAGCCUGAAAACUUUGGAUCCUUAGAGACUUAAAUUGCUUGAAUCCAAUGUGAAACAGGAGGAUAAAUUAGGUUGACCAUACGUCCUCUUUUACCCGGACAUGUCCUCUUUUUUGGGGGCUGUCCGGGCUUGUCCAGGAAAGUUUAUAAAAUCCUUCAAAUGUAUGGAGGUUUCGAGUUUGUGUCAACUGGACUUACUGAGUUAGAAGCACAUAAAAGACACUCGAUCCGACCCGAAAAACUCUCAAAAUUAACUUUGUGCGACUCUGUGAUUCUGCCUCUGUGUAGUUGUGUCAUUCAGAUUAUGGUCACCCUAGAAUAAAUGAGCUUUUGGAGUAGAUUUGCGUGAUUCUUGACCCCGAUGAACAUGAUUUUCUAUUAUUGAACUACUAUAGUCUUUUUUUUCUCGCUUGGAUGGCAGACAGGAGGGUAAAAGCUCCAGACAGACUCUUUUUACAGUGUAACUUAGUCACCACUUCGAGGGAACUGAGACUUGGCAGGAACCCAAAGGGUUUUUGGCGAAGGACGACCCCACAGCGGCUUAGGAGCAAUCAUGUGACACAAAAGAGGAGUCAUUAUAUUUACAGGAUGAUCAUAGCUCUGACUCAGAAUUGGCAUAACUUACAGCCAAAGGGGGGCUGAUGAGGAGGACCUAAACCUUUCUUCUUGUGCCACAGUCAGAUGUAUCAUUACUCACUGACUGGGAAUUAGAAGCAGACUUAAUAACAAGAUGACAUCUGUGAAAAAAACAGUCCUGGAAAAUUGAGCAGCAGAUACAUACAGUCGAGACGAGCAUUCUUCCACAGAAAAACUCCACUUUUACAGAUGCCAGAGAGACAGACCUGCAUGUUUCUGCACUUCCCUCUUGUGCAGAAUAUGCGUUACUGCAAUCUAUUUUUCUAGGCUUUUCUGUGUUGGGCAAGCACAAUCUGGUUUUAAUCAUAAAACCCCCUGGCCACGUGCCAGAACAGAGUGAGGCAAACUCUUGGUAUAUUUGUGACGUCCAUAUAAACAUCAGCGCCGCUGCACACUCUACAUUCUGCUGCAGGGAGAGACGCACGGCUCAGGCUGCAGCUUCAGGUUGAGGCUGGCAGCCAAAGGAGAAAAAAAAUGCAUAUGGCAGAGCUUUAACUUCUCUCUCUCUCUCUAAUGAAAUCACAGUUUAAUUAGCUGUAAGUGUAGCGUGGCUUUUCUGUUUAACACAAUACUUUCUUUUCACUUUCUAAGCCCUUCAAAGACACACUGCUGUUGAUAGUUUGGAGUCUUGAAUCAUUUGAAUUAGUCAUCCAGAGAGGGUUCAGUGUUAAAAAAGCUAGCACAACAGAUUAUGUGCUGAGCAGCUCAUUCACACAUUAACACUAUCACAAACACACACACACACGCAGCUUUUGAGAGACAGGAAAUGUGGGGAGAGAGAAGGAGGGAUGACUUGCAACAACUAAAUUAGGAGCUGAACCUGCAACCAGCAUGACAAGGACUCUCUCCUGUGAAUGAAGGGGCGCCUGCUUUGAGAUGAACUAGCACCCCGCAAUAUUGUUCACGUUUUCGUACACGGUUCCUGGUUGAUAUGAGGGAUGUAGUUCAACACAAACCACAUGAGUCAGGGAUCUAGACAAAAUAACAAAAACUCACACAGGGAAAACAACAUGAAUCGAAAACGGAUAAAACAAAAACAUUUAACAAGAGCAAAAACAGCACUUUAUGAUUUUCACUCUCUGUAAGUUUGAUUUCAAUCAUCUGUGUAUGAGGUAGAGUUGGGAAUCACUAGUGGCCCCACGAUACGAUAAUAUCACGAUGUUUGGGCCACGAUCCGAUAUCACGAUUUUAAACAUUUUGAGAUACAGUGAGUAUUGCGAUACCAUUUAUUGCGAUUUGUUUUUUUCAACUGCUUGGCUGAUUAAGCAUUUGUCUUUUCCUUAUUUUUGUCUUAUUGAUGCAGUAUGGUGUACCAUACUAUAAUUUGUGCUGUUUGGAAUUUCACAAUAUCUGUAAGUUUAAAAAACUUUGACUGCAAGAAGAGUGAGUGAGUGUGAUCCAGAUAACUGACAUUAUGAAUGAUCCGUAUUACCCUUUUUUAAAGAAUAAUCAGUGAAUUUUUCCAUUAUUAUAGACUUGAGUUCAUAUAAGCAAUUACUUUAAAAUACCAAUACUUGGUGGAUGAGACGAUAUAUUACCAGACAAAAUAUCGCGAUGCUCUGCUGUAUCGAUUUUUUCUCCCACCCCUAGUAAGAAGGUGGGCUGAAUAUCUACUGAUGCCUUAUUCCCUUUUUUAAACUUUAAUUUUAAUCCUGAAACAGACCUUUAAGCCCCUGGGAGCAGUUUUCACCUGAUGGGGAAAAACAUUGAAAUAAAUACUGAUGCCUUUAUAUGACCUACAGCAGUAAAUAACACCGUCUGUGCAAAGAUUUAAUGUGUUUUAUCAUCAUUGGUAAUGCCUGACAUCACCGCUGGCUGUUAGGCAUCAGAUAAGGGGAUUAACUGCGAGAUGGAAUAGCCGGCUUUGUUUAUUUUUCAUUAUAAAGAUUCAGAGUAAAAGACACUAGAGCACAUUUAUGGGACAAAAUCUGCAAAAAGACAAAGAUUACCACAUAGUCUAUAAGACACACCAAAAUUACCCCUAUAGGAUCUUUGAGUUAAUGUCAUGUUUUAAAUACACACAGAGAAACAUGUUUGAAUCUAUAGACUUGGUAAGUAUACUUUAUAUUACUGCAGACUUGGAUAUGUUAUAAGAACUGAGGCUGGACAGAUCAUGCAGUCUGACAGUGUUCAUGCCUCAUGUCUCCCAAAGCCAAAAAAGCUGUUUUGAUUUGUCUUUGAGGAAGAUGAAAAUGUAAAAAUAUCUGCAUCACAUGGUCUGACAUCUACCCCCCAUCAGAGGUUUAAAGAAUUAGAAAUAGCUUUAAUGAAAAGUGGUCAGGUUUGCUUUUCAUUCAGUCUCAUAUAGUAUUUAUUUCAGCUUGUUUCACAAGAAGCUAGAAACUCCUCACAGGAGCUUUAAGUUUUAAUGUGUCUCUAUCAGAAUGAAUGAGUGCUACAGCAUCAGUGUCUGUGCUUAAAUGAAUGUAGAUUUAUUUACUCAAGUUAACAACAAGAAAGAAAAGCAGGGUUAAGAGGGGUUACUGUGCAGUAAGAGUAUCUUUUGUUAUAACUCUUAAUAAAAUUCAGCUAUUUCAUGAGUUCUUCUCUUAGCUUGCUCACUCAUCUAGGAUACUAGUGAAAUGUGUUUUAAGCACAGUGUUCGGGGUGUCAGGGUCUGGAGUUAAACAAAAAAGAAAGGGCCCAAAUGCAGAACAAAAAUGAUUUACUCAAAACGAACUAAAUAAAAAGCAACAAAAACUCACUUCAAAUGGGACUCACUGGGAAGACACAGGCAUACGCACACAGACAAACAUACAACUCAAUGAACCAACAAAGAAACAGUGGAAGACGAGGACUAUAUAAACACACGCAGGGAAACGAGCAACGAGAGGCAGGUGAGGCACUGAGACACAGGUGAAGACAAUUACAGAGGAGGGAAAACUGAGGAAGUAAAAGAAGGGAAUAAACUCCUACAAAAUAAAACAGGAAACACUGAAAACUGAUAGUAAGAAUAAAACACUGAAAACAUGAGGGAAACAGGGUCAGACACAAACUGAAAACUCACAAGACUGGACUGCAGGGGACGGUUCCUCUCUCUUCGCUGCAGGACAGAAAGAUUAAGAAGAUCUUUUGUACCCACAGCCGUCAGACUUUACAACUCUUUUAGAAAUAUUAGAUUAGUUUUGAGACAUGACAAAUGAGACGACAGACAAUUGAAUUUCCCUUUAGGGAUCAUUAAAUUUAUUCUUAUUCUUCUGAGAUAUUUUAUGCCAUCCAGACCCAGAAAGCUUAAAAAAGGUAGAUAGUUGAGAUUCAGAUUUCUUAAAUGUUUUAAUUUUCAGGUAUUUAAAGUUUUUACUCCGAAAGUUUUCUAUUUAUUUGGACAUUGUUUACCACGUUUUUACACCUGUUUGUUCUUAUAACUCGUGUUUUUGUUCAUCUCUGUUAGACUGAACAGUAGGUGCAGUCAGCUCGUGUUUAAUUAGAAGUAGAUUCACUUCUAAAGAUGCAGACUAGCGGGAAUGUUCUUCCUUUCAAGGUCUAAUGCUAAUGUUGACGUUAACAGAACGAAAGCUUUGUGAACAAAAACAGUACGGCAUACCGGCAGGUUUAAUGGCAAAACUUUGAAAGAAACUCCCCUAUGUCACUUCUCAACAAGCCAUGAAUCAUAGCCCACAAGGACACACAGAAGUGCCGCUCACAGUGAUUAAAUCCUCGUUUCUAUGGUUUCAUCAAUAUGUAACGUUGCGAGGAGAGAAGUCUUGUGAAGAGGCAUGGUUUGUUCGUACAGUACAGUAAUAAUUUUACAGCAGCACUGGGUCAAGUCUUUCGAGAUCCUGAGACCAGAAUUCAAAUAGUUUCCCCUUUUUUUUGUUUCAGGAGGAGCUGAUGCCACUGAGACAAGCUGUCAGCCGGUGGAAACGGAGCACGGCCUGAAGGUGGGGGUAUUUCCAAAGGGAAAACUCCCCCCCAAGAGUCCGACGCUGUAUGUCACACACGCACAGAAGCAUGGAGGAGUGGAAGACGAAUCCUCUCUGGAGCAUUUCUGCUUCUCUUGCUGUUUCUGGUGAUGUAGUGUGAAGUAAUGAGACGGAUAAAAUGUGAACUGCUACUCAACAACCACCAGUGGAUACAACAAAGGUAUCAUCUCAUGACUGUGUUAACUUAUUCAUACUAUUUUUAUUACAAAGAAAUCUAUUUUCAGGCAGCUUAAACCAGUUUGGAUACUACCUAAUGGGAUGUGUGAGAUGAUUUAUGAUUUAUACCAUCUGCAUUAUUGUAAAGAUAUUUUACAAAUAAAGAGUUUAGACUGUUUUCCUCAUGUUUUUACUACAUGUAAGAAAAGUUAUCAGCACAGACGAGAAAAGUUGGACCAAGAGAAGCAAAAUUUAUUUGCAUUAGAUAUUUUUCCAGCACUUUUCUCUUACAAAUAAAUCUGACGUCUCAAUAAUGUGACCCUAGAGAUGUGGAACUGGCCGCAGAAGAUCCCACAUACGAAUACAAAAGAGCACGAUUACAUGACUGCAGACUCUUGGAAAUGAUUUAUACUUUCACUUAGCCUGUAAGAUGUUUCCCAAGUGGUUGUGGAAGUGGUAGAAACACUUAUCGGGCUGAUCUGGGGAUGACAGCGUGUGAUCUCUCAUGGCCUUAUUCUGUCAGGGCGCUCGCUGUUUUGUCCCGGGCCGGUCGGGGCCAACGUCAGCGUCUCUGUUUGUUUAAAUCUUGUCUGAGACUUUCCCCACUGCGCUCUCACAACCUCCUGCUGCUGCUAUCAGAGCACAACGCUUCCGCUCCGACAGCUAUUAUAAUUCAUCCGCCUCACAACACAUCCCUCUCUCUUUCUCUUUCUCUCUCUCUCGCUGCGUCCCAGUGUCUGUUUGUAUCCCUGAUGGAGAGCUGCAGUGACAGAUGGGAGAUGACACAUACAAGCCGUUAACCGUCCCAUCGACUCUGUCACUCACUCUAUGUGUCUGCAGCAGUUAAAGGUAAUGGUGCCUCUCUAAGCAUGCUGCUGCUGUAUCAGGUUUGAAAAAGGCUGAGGCUGCAACCAACAGUCAUCUAAAUUAUUAAGCGGAGUGUCUGCGUUGUCUAAUUUGAUAGGUGUAAGUGAAACAAUUUAGAUAACUUUUUUAGAGUUCGACAAGAGCUGAAUUCACCGUAUUUAGAACUGAAAUCAGAGCAGGAAGGCUCAAAUACCGAGUCGGCACCAGAAUUAAUUGUUCUGUUUUUAUUAUUAAAGGGCCAGAAUGCUAACGUUGAGUCUAUGCUGUUGCGCAGCCACCUGGGAAAUGGCUACUGCCAUAACGCUCCAAUGCUGUACUCACAGACUGUAUAUAGAAUGGACGCUGUCUGCCUCCUCGCUGGGUGAAGCCAAUCCGAGAACAGCACCCUCUGGUGACGGGCUGCAGUAUAGGUCAUAAAUCCCGCCUCCUCCAGCAAUCCCUAUGGAGCUGUGGACAAAUUUUAGAAAUUUAUUACAAAGAAUAUAAAUUUUUCUCCCCCCUGGUUGUGAUGUUGACAUGUAGUUACUGUAACCAGAAUGGCUACGAAAGGCUGUAUCUGCCGAUCGUAGCUGAUCGUAACCAUUCGAGUUAAUGUGACAAUUUCCACCGGCUUAUUUCCGUUCUGCAGCUGAUUGCAAGAGUUCUAUUUUCCGUGUUUCAGGCGGAUCGCAUUUCACACCAUGCAAACGGGCGAAGACGAACAAGUAAAAGGUUUAUGGACAGCAUUUCAUCCCGAUGACACCAAAGUUGAGGAGAUGCUGAUUUUAUAAGUCUAGAAGUAGAUUUAAGGUUAACUUUUUAUCACGCGAUUGCAUGUGAAUCCACGGGUUCUUGUGAGUUCUCGCGAUCCCUGCUGUCCAUAAUCCUCCACGAAAUUCACCUCACAAAUGGAUUGGGUAGGAAUUGACGUACGGCUGCCAUUCUGGAUUGGAGCCGUGCCGGGAGCAGAGGGAAUUCCGGGUAAGACUGGUUUGUGCUCAAGUCCUAUUUUUCUAAACAGCUCCCUUUUUAAAAGUUAUUCGGGGGUUCAUGUUUUCUAUGAUUGACACUUGAUACAGCUUAUGGAUAUACGAAGAUUGCGUAGCUCACCCGGGGCAUACGCUGUUUGAGCCGAUGAGCACAAUGUUGGUUUCAGGAAAUAAAGAAAAAUCGCAGAAAUACCAAGAGCUUUUCGGCAUCAAAUCCGUAUACUGGCAGAAGGUGGAACCAAGUUGUCCAUCGUAUAUACAGUCUAUGGCUCUACAAACCUGAUGCAAGCAAGCACAGAUGACAGGUGGCGUGAAGAGAGCUGUGUCAAACAGUCAAACAACCACUUAACCAGAGCGAUCCAUAUCUGACACAGGCGUGUAGAUGCUAACACACAUGGAGGGUUGAAGGCUGGUGGUGCUAGCUCUGCAAACUUUGAUAAACUGCUGUGGCGUCAUUCACCUGCAGACCCUGUGAUCCUGUGUUUAGACGUGAAAUAAAGUGUGCUCAAUAACGA
Xyrichtys novacula (pearly razorfish) is the source of this 12195-nucleotide messenger RNA. The record is from the annotation of a GenBank genome assembly. NCBI's taxonomy places the organism in Eukaryota, Metazoa, Chordata, Actinopteri, Labriformes, Labridae.